Molecule: messenger RNA, 3251 nt
Organism: Setaria italica (foxtail millet)
Lineage: Eukaryota; Viridiplantae; Streptophyta; Magnoliopsida; Poales; Poaceae
Product: probable protein kinase At2g41970
Exons: 11
Coding region: 717-1808 (363 amino acids)
Biological process (GO): protein phosphorylation
Molecular function (GO): ATP binding; protein tyrosine kinase activity
Source: RefSeq, a predicted model, not a curated record
GAAGCUCGGGCGCAUCCAGAUAACCUUCACUCCAACUGUGCAGCACUGCAGUAUGGCCACAGUAAUUGGUCUGUGCCUCCGACUUAAGUUGAUGCAGAACUUCCCUCCACAUUUCAAGAGCAAGAGAACCAAGCAAGGCUGCAAUAUAACAUUCAUGGAAGAUUUUGAUAUACCGCCGUGUUGCUCGCCGUGCUGAGGUGCUAGCCUACGCCCAGCACGAGCCACCGGGCUGAGCCAGCCCGAGUUCAAAGGGUCACGGGCCGGGGCAAAAAAAAACAGCUCCGUGCCGGGCUGCGGGCUGCACGGCCAAUUAUAGCAAUGCAUUUCUGCUCCGCAUGCCCUGCCAAUAAUAGCGGCCGGGGGCGCCCGCGCACAAGGAAACAAGUUGGAUCGCGCGCCAGCCCGGGGCGACGGAUGGAUCGAUCCAGCAGCUAAAACGGGCGGGACGCCUCCUUUCCCGCGGAAAAAGGGAGCUCCCACCGCUCGCCACCACUAAUCUUUCAUCGUUCUCCACCCUACCCCCGCGGCCGGGCACCAACGCCGCGGCUGUUCUCCUGCGCUCCCUCCGGCCCUGCUUCUCGCUCGUAGGUGCCGCCGGAGCUUGCUUUUGGGGAGGUCGUGCGGCAUGAUCUGCUGACCGCCCCCAAAUCAACCCCGCGCAUCGUCGUCAUCCAGUCCGGCGAGGAGGAGGAGGAGGAGGAGGAGAGGAGCCAGAGAUGUCUUGCUGCGGAGGCGCCGAGGAGGACAGCUACGGCCCGCCGGCCAACCAGGCGGCUCCGCCACCCAAUGCCAACGCCCCCGGCAACAGAGGCGGGCCGAGGGGGCCGGGCGCGCCCAGGCCCGGGGGCCCCGCCAAGCCCGUCAGCAUCGACGUGCCCGCCAUACCCUUCGACGAGCUCAAGAAGAUCACCAACAACUUCAGCGACCGCGCCCUCAUCGGCGAGGGCUCCUACGGCCGCGUCUACAACGCCACGCUCAGCGACGGCCGCGCCGCCGUCAUCAAGAAGCUCGACACCAGCGCAUCGCAGGACUCCGACUCCGACUUCGCCGCGCAAAUAGCGAUGGUCUCCAAGCUCAAGAACGAGUACUUCCUCGAGCUCGUGGGGUACUGCUUGGAGGAUGGCAACCGCAUGCUGGCCUAUCAGUUUGCCACCAUGGGUUCUUUGCAUAACAUACUACACGGGAAGAAAGGAGUUCAGGGUGCCGAGCCCGGUCCGGUCCUGAACUGGUUGCAGCGAGUGAAGAUAGCUUACGGAGCGGCGAGAGGGCUAGAGUACCUCCACGAGAAAGUCCAGCCGUCGAUUGUGCAUCGAGAUAUUCGGUCCAGCAACGUUCUUAUAUUCGACGACUUCAGCUCCAAGAUUGCUGAUUUCAACCUGACCAACCAGGGGACCGACACCGCUGCCCGGUUGCACUCAACCCGUGUGCUAGGAACGUUUGGAUACCAUGCCCCAGAAUAUGCUAUGACGGGCCAAAUCAACCAAAAGAGUGAUGUAUACAGUUUUGGUGUGAUUCUCCUAGAGCUACUGACAGGAAGGAAACCGGUCGAUCACACCAUGCCGAAAGGGCAGCAAAGUCUUGUUACUUGGGCCACUCCAAGGUUGAGUGAAGAUAAAGUGAAGCAGUGUGUUGAUCCCAAGCUCAACAACGACUACCCUCCAAAGGCUGUCGCAAAGCUGGCAGCUGUUGCAGCGUUGUGCGUUCAGUAUGAAUCCGACUUCCGACCGAACAUGACCAUCGUCGUGAAGGCAAUCCAGCCUCUUCUAAAUGCUCCCAAACCAGCCGCUCCAGCAGCGCCACAAUCCUGAUCAAUCGGAUGAGAGUAUUAGUCUUGCACAUUGCUGAUUCCUGAACUUGGUUCCCCUCUGUUUCUGAUUGCAAAUGUAUGUUUUAAGGAACCACGCAUCCUUGCUCCAUCAGUCCAGCGCCUAUGCUUCUGUAAAAAGCCACUUAUCUGCCAGUACUGCAGGAUACAUAUAGGGGAAUUUUGUAAAAUGUUAAUCUGGUACGCUGAAUUAGCGUGUUUUUUUUGUAUGUCUCGUGAGUGUGACAUAACAUGUGCAUUUUUUUUGCAAGUCAAUGCUGUUCCAGCUAGAAAAUUGGCAAGACUUCCACAUCCUUCUUAUCACAUAGAAAAGAAGAGCCUGCUAAGUACCAACUGGUGUGUUGAAUAAUAUGUGCAAUUGUCCUGUUACACGCUUACACCUUGGUAUGUUCAACUGCCCUUUCCUGGCUUCCUUCUAAAACACUUGACAAGCAUUGCCCAGCACAUCCUUUGAUAUGACACCAUCUGAGUUCGAUCACGGAGAGGAGGGCAAUCUUGCAAUAUUUCCAGAUGAAAUACAGCCAGAGACACAAGAAUGAAACUAAAUCAGAGCAGGAGCCCAUUGGCUGGUUUUCAUAAUAUAGUUGCUUGGAUCCUUUUUGAGCCUCAAAAUUUUAAGACAAGUGCCUAGUUAGCAAUAAUGACUAUUUAUUUUGAAUUGAUAUAGGAUGGUAUAAUACAGUAUUUACACCUUACAUUGGCUUUCCCUAUCCUAUGAAAGUCUAUUGGCUGGUUGGCCUUCAGUAACUAUGCUGCAACUGAGCAGCCAGUUUUUCUUUAUUUUAUCACUUUCUCUGAGCAUUGGUCAUUACAGAAUAUGGCAGACCCCACUUUAUAAAUGGUACUGUUUUACUGGAAUGUGUUCAAUCACCACUAAUUCAGCGUAGCACCCCUUUUACACAGUUAUUCUAAUUUAUGUUGAAUUCAGACAUCAAGGAUUUAUGCAAUCCUUUACCUUUGGACUAAUUUUGCAGGUUGACAUCAAAGUUGCCCCGGGGUCUCUUGCCAAUGAAGAAUCAGUAAACAAGCAACUGAACGACAAGGAAAGAGUUGCAGCAGCCUUGGAGAACCCCAACCUACGCCAGUUGGUUGAUGAAUGCUUAUGCUCCAAUGAUCCAUACUCACAUUAACUUAUUCCAUCCUGCUUCGCAAGUCACAACCUGCCUGCUGUACAGUAAUAAUCGUGCAUGCUGUAGUUUGCCCUGUAUGCCGUAUCUGGCAACAUAAAAUUAACUGCCCAAGCCAUCCUUUUUGCCGUUUAAAAUGUAUGCAUCCCAGAAUAUGACCAGAGUUCGUGUGUGCCUGCGUAUGUGACAUUAGCACUCCAAAGCAAGGGUAGUAUGCUGUAAAAACUUAUCUUUGUUGAUUAUUUGUACCAUAAGUCAAUUAUGUUCUUGUUAUGUUAGGUUCCCAAUUCCUACCAUAA